AUUUCUUUUCUCAUAUGUCAUACUAUAAGUGUUUCUCUUAAUGAAAAAAAAGUAUUAAUUUUCCAUUACUCUAAAAAAAAAUGGUAAUUUCGAAUAUUUAUUCGUUAAUGUUCCCUAGCGGAUCCGUAUACACCGUGUAAACUUAGUGUAAACUCGAUAUAUACCUAGUGUCAGUGUAAAUUAGGGGUUUAUUUAGUGUAUACUCGGUGCAUAUUGAGUAUACACCAAAUACACUCAAAGUUUACACUGAAUUUACACGGUGUAUAUGCGCACAAUAUACACAGAGUUUACACCGAGUAUACACUAAAAAAAAUUUUUGAAGUUCUCAGAACAUAUGUUGUGAAGAAAAUUUUUUUGAAAAAAAUUGAAAUAAAAAAAAAUAAAAUUCUGAAAAAAAAUUAACAUUUUUAUAAAAAUUAAAAUUUUCAGUAAAAUUAAAAAAAAAUAUACACAUAAGGUAAAAGACCCUGUUGUUGACCAUGACCCAGUUUCUGACCUUUUCAACUUUUUUCUAACUUACUUAAAAAACUAUAACUUUAAUAAGAAAAUCGAUUUUUUCUUAAUUUAUAGUAAUCUAUUCUGAGCCUAAUUAAUGGCAAUUUAAAAAACAUAGAAAUUAUUAACUGAAUAAAAAAAAAUGAUUUAGUCGUAGGUGGCUGAGGAAGCCAUUUUUUAAGUGUAGUGUAGUCUAAGCAGUUGACGUUAGAACGUGCAACAAUUGAAUCUGUGCACUAAUUAUCAUGUCAGUAAAAAAAUUUUAAUAAAAAUGUAUGGAUAGAUCAAUAUUUAAUUAAAAUUUAUUUUAAUAUACGUAUAAAACAUUAAAAUGAGUUUUGUUGCUAAAAUUUGAAGGUUAAUAACUAGGCUCAAUUUUAAAGGUGUGAUGAAUUUGUUGACCCUCAAAUUCUAACCUACUACGAACGAGGUUAUCUUUUUUAUUACAUGUCUAUAAAAUGUAAAAAUUAACAUAUUUAUAGUUUUAUUAAAUUAUUUUUUAUAAUACAGGUAUACAUUAACAUUAAAUAUUUAUUUUUAUAAAUAAAAGAUCAUAUUUAGAUCUUGAAAGUAUGUUUUUGGAGUGAUAAAAUGGAGGAAAAAAAAACCAGAGUAGUUUUAACAAAUGAUUUUAAUUUUUUAAUUUAUUGUUUUAUAGCAUGACUAAUUAUUUAUAUUUUAAAUAUUAAAAAAAAAUUUGUAUUUGUUAUAAAAAAUUUUUUUCCAGUCACACUUAAAAAACUUUUGACUUUGCUUACAGCACUUAAAAAUUUUUAUGAAAAUGGGACUUCGAAAAAAAUUUUUGGUGUAAACUUAGUGUAUACUCAGUGUAUAUACGCCGCGUAUACACCGUGUAUAUUUGGUGUAUACUUAGUAGAUAGCGAUCCGCUAGGGUUUUCAAUUGGUUUCUAUUAUAAAAAAAAAUUUAUUAUUUUUUGUCUCUAUAUAUUCCUGAUAAAAUUCAUUUCCUCUGCCUCGCUUUUCUUUUGGAAAAAAAAACAAUAUAUAUUUUUUUUUAAAAAAAAGAACUCAAAGAUAUACGUACAUACAUAAAAUGUCAAAUGUUUGUCCAUGAGUGAACAAAAGUUGGGGAAAAAAAAUUUUACGAUUUUUUUUCUUAUGCAGCAUUAGAACGUUCCAACAAUUAAUAGCAUAUUCUCUAUUUUAUUAUUAUUAUUAUUUUCAUUAUUACUAUUAUUAUUAUUUAUUAAUAAUAACAAUUUUAAUGAUAAAUGUAAUUAUUAUAUUAAAAAAAACCAAUCAAAUUACAUCAUAUCAUGAAGGACCUUUUCCUCCACCGUCCAUCUUACGGUUUUAAAUAAAUUUUAUUAUUAUUAUUAUAUAUUUUCGCUAUUAAAAAAAAAUAAAAAAAAUUUUGGAGAAAUUUUAUAUAGUAAAAAAAAAAUUCAUAUAAAUUCGUUCGUGUCAGCCGCCGGAGGGGUGCGCGUGGGCGUUAGUUAGGUUUGGAGCGGGGGUUUUCUUCGGUUUGAGGCCCUUUUUCCGAUAUUUCAUUUGCCUAUUUCGGAAUGGGUGUGAUCUAUUGUCUCCGAGUGGGGUUUAGUGAGUGGUUCGGGGAGAUCUGUUAUAAAAGUUAGUGUUUUAUUGUGUGAUCGUCUAUUUCCAAGAAGGUUAUUAUAACUAGUAACUAAUAACUGUUUCUACGAUGCCGCAGCUCCAAGUUAACUACUAUUUUCAGGAGUCCUUGUUAACAUUAACCGGGAUGUGGAUUUGUCUCCUGCGGGUCCUUCUGUGGGUCGGGCAGGCGUCCCGGUGCGGACGGCGUGUUUCCGUCAGCCGCCGGACUUUUAAAAGGGUGGUGUCCGCCUUUCAGAAAUUGUUCGACUUAUUUAAUUUUAUUUGCCUAGUAAAAAAUCCUGAGUAUCGUGUUGAUAUCAAGGGCAUGGUCUCCGUUGAUUUAAUGGCGCGAAGGAGAAUGCAGCGGAAAGCUGAUCGGAACGAGUGGUUCCAGCAGCGGCUGAUGCGGCCGGCUGAUGUCACCGAGCCCGAUGAUUUCGACUACAUCGGGAUUCGCUGGAUGCACGAGGGCCGCUGGGGAUGCGAUCAUCCAGCUGCUGAUUGGGCUCAUCCUGCGUGGAGUGAGCUCCCGUCAUUGGAGUAUUUCUACGCUUCUGACUAAAUUUAUUUUAAACGGAGAAAAAGAAAUUGUUUUUUCAUUUAUAAGAUUUUGUAUUCAAACCAAAUAAAUGGCGGCUCGUGAAGUCGUCGGAUGACAAAAAAAAAUGUUUUUAUUAUUAUUUCUAAUUAAGUUAUUUAGGAUUUUUUUUUCUUUUUCCUUUUUUUUUUAUUUUCCUUUAAUUAUUAUCAUUAUUUCUUUUCUAUUUUUUUUUGUUCUAGUAUAUUUUCUUUUAUUAUUCUUUUCUUUAUUAAUAUUUUUCGUUAUAAUUUACUAGCAAAAAAAAUUUUUUUUUUUUUUCUAUUAUUUUUUUUUUCUUUAUUAAUAUUUUUCGUUAUAAUUUA
Molecule: messenger RNA, 2973 nt
Organism: Microplitis mediator
Lineage: Eukaryota; Metazoa; Arthropoda; Insecta; Hymenoptera; Braconidae
Exons: 3
Coding region: 2159-2632 (157 amino acids)
Source: RefSeq, a predicted model, not a curated record